UCGAUGGUAGCCGAUACAUUUGGCAACAGCCGUUCUAUAUUUCGACAUUUAGUACCUUCUACGCUUCCACUCGAUCACGGUGCAACGGCGGACGAAAUGCAAAUUAUCGGGUUACUUACGAAAACCGUCUGCUGAUGUCCCCUGCCGAUAAAUAGGGCCUGAAUGCGGUUCUACAGAACUUAUUACCUGAGCGGUGGUUUCGCGGGUCGCGUGUUCCCAGUGUUAAGUGCAGUUUGAUGAACUCGUAGUUUAGUUGAAGAAAAUGACAUUUUUAGGCAAACAGUGAGAAGUGUAACCCGGAAAGUGCUGCACAAUAACAUAUUUUAGUGAAUUGACUCUGUGAGCAAAAAAGUGCAAAAAAUGGCCCUUGUAAUCCGUUCGAUUUAUAACUUCUUCACGUCCCUGUUCAACGAGCACAACGAUCCAAGAGUGGAACAAUUCCCUCUCCUCGGUGCACCAUGGCCAGUUAUAGUGAUAUUAUUCCUAUACCUAAAGUUUGUCAACAACUGGGGCCAGAAGAUGAUGGCGAACCGGGAACCUUUUUCGUUGAAAACGGUUAUGAACGUGUACAAUGCGGUGCAAGUUGUGCUAAAUUUGUACAUCGGAAUAACGGGCGUUGCCAACUCCUACUUCUCCGAUGACUACGAUUGGGUCUGUGAGCCGAUCAGCCAGAAAGUGACCCCAACGAGACAACGGCUCCUAUUUGCUACGUACUUGUAUUUCCUGUCGAAGAUAAUUGACCUGCUGGAUACAGUAUUCUUUGUGCUGAGGAAGAAGAAUAAUCAAAUCACGUUCUUGCAUACGUACCACCAUGCCGGGAUGGUGUUUGCCACUUACGUUUUCACAAAAUUCGUGUCGGGGAGCCACGCCACGCUGCUUGGGCUGAUCAACAGUUUCGUGCAUGUCAUCAUGUACUUCUACUACUUCCUGACCUCGUUCAGGCCGGAGCUCCGGAACUCCCUCUGGUGGAAAAAGCACAUCACGCAAAUUCAACUGAUCCAGUUUAUGAUUCUGAUGGCUCACUUCGGACUGCCGCUGAUAUUCGGUUAUUGCAAUUACCCAGCGGUAUUCCUGUUCAUUGGAUUCACUCAGAAUCUGUUCAUGUUCACGCUGUUCGCUGAUUUCUACGUGAAAGCCUACGUAAAAAACGCUAAGAAGCAACAAGACAAAGUGAAAGACUCCUAAUCCAAGAGCCGGGAUCAUCCGUCGGUCUAUAGACGUAUAUGUCGCAUAUGAUUUGCAUUUUCAGUGUCACCUAUCGAUGGAAUUUCAUUCACAUUUACAUAUAAGCGCACAUCAAUCAGCCUGCCAGUCAGCACCACCAGCCAAGUUGCCACCCAUUUACAUUAUGCCAAAUAGGACCUUUCGUACGUGCACUGUCAACCCUCAUCGCCUAGGUUUAAAUAGUUGUGAAUUAGGCAGCUAAUUUAUUGUAGUUUCUAGCGCAAAAUAGGUUCCGUUGUCAAGGCGGUAGUUUUAAGUUCAAACACAAUAUACAAUUGCAAAUGUGACCCUUGAUUUCAACGAAUGAGACUAAGCAAAUACAAGUAUGCCACUGGCGAUUGCACUGGUAACAAGAAAUAUAGAGCGGGCGUUGAACUGACACGUGCGCAGCGUUAAUUCAAAGUAUCAUGAAUGAAUUCGGCAAAUCGAAUUUCGGUAUCAUGGUUCUCACCGAAUUGAAAGCGAAAUUUUAAGCAUUUCUGAGUGUACAACUCUGCUUCCUUUAUGAUUUAUAAUUUGAAAAUAAUACCACAGUUUGUCUGAGGUAAUAUGGUAAACCGGUUGAGAAUACAGGUCUCAAAAACGAUAAUCACUAACACCGUGAAUUUUGAUCCACAACAAUAUUUAGGCUGGCGUUCAGCCAAAUCACACCAAGCGCCAACAAAAAAUUACUAAUUUUUCUGCCUAUGUUUUCGUUUAACAGAUUUAAUUGAUCGCAAAUCGUGUCGGAUAUCACUCAACCCCAUAACUGAGGAUAUCCUACAACAAAUGUACGCAUGAAUUGAUAUGAAACAAUUUCCGUUGUCCUUGUACGAACAAAAUAUCACAAGUCCGUCAUAAAACCGCUUGGUGCGGUUUGGCUCCUAUUCCAAUUUUCCCUAAAGAUCAGAAUCUCUCCGAUUAGGGAGAGUUGGUUAGUUAAUGUCACUCUAUCGACUAUAAUUUGUAAGUAAUGUUAAAACACAAAAAAUAGCAAUAUUUAUGCUUUCUUUUAAGUAUGAUGUCACAAAUACUAGACGAAAUUUAAACUACUUCAAUAAAAUAUCUUCGUAUAACACCUACACCUA
This is a messenger RNA of Armigeres subalbatus, 2291 nucleotides long. Its product is annotated as elongation of very long chain fatty acids protein 7-like. Gene Ontology annotation, biological process: fatty acid elongation, saturated fatty acid; very long-chain fatty acid biosynthetic process; sphingolipid biosynthetic process. The coding region runs from base 361 to 1185 and encodes 274 amino acids. Gene Ontology annotation, molecular function: fatty acid elongase activity. The transcript is spliced from 5 exons. Lineage: Eukaryota; Metazoa; Arthropoda; Insecta; Diptera; Culicidae. The record is from RefSeq and is a predicted model, not a curated record. Gene Ontology annotation, cellular component: endoplasmic reticulum membrane.